UUUAAAAGCAGGUGGGGUGAGAGAAUCCCAACUCUUUGUCGUGUGCCCUAAAGAAAAACCCCUUCCCAAUUUCAGCUGCUGUUUAUUUUCAGAAAACCCCUCCUUAGCCCCUGAAAUCCAACUUUUCUCUUCACUUUCAUCCCUUUUCUUAAUCUUCUUCUUCGGAAUUAGGGCUUCACGAUUCUCAGAUAAUGAAGCACACGGCGACGAAGAAGAAGAAGAAGAAGAAGCGAUCACGUGCGAAGAAAACGCCUGCGGUCAACGAUUCGUCACGUGGCACAUCAGGCCAGCAGGACUUGCGGCGAGAGGAAGAAGACAAUGAAGAACAAAAAAAGUCUCUCAACUCGUUAAUGAAAGCCUUUUGUUCGAUCUCUCUAGAACAAGCCACGUCAGCUUAUAACCAAGCCAAAGGCGUUUUGGAUAAAGUGGCGGAAAUGCUAUCCAAUUUGAUUGAUAACGAUAACGAAAGUGAAGACCCGGAGCCGUCGACGAGCUCGAUCUCUAGUGGGUCGUCUUCGUCGGGUUCAUCUGGGUCGGAUUUUGCCGAAACGGUUUGCACACAGAAUCCGAAUAGCUUGAGGGGACGAUGCAGAGGUGGAAAGCAGCAGAAGCGAGUGGUGGCGGCAAUAGGGACGGUUUCGACGGUUCUCGGGAAAGAGUACGUUAAGGCAAGACCACGGCGGGACUCGGCCGCAGAGGCGGCGGCGAGAUCGGUGUUGGUGAAAGAAGAGGCGGAGCAGUUCUUAUUCUCAAUGCUUGGAGACGAGAGUGAACUUGGCGUGGCUGUUGUUCGAGAUGUUUUAUGUCAGUGUGGAUACAAUGUGGAGAAGGCUUUGGACGCAUUGCUGGAUUUAUCUGCUUCCUUCUAUGAACAAUCCAAGAAGUAUAAUGACAAUGUGAACAAUAGACAAGAUACAGGAUUCCUCAGUGAAUUUGCUGACCAUUUAACAGAUAGGGCACCUGAUUGCAUGUCCAAUUCAUCAGAAAGUGAACUUCAAGAUAGUAUAGGGUCAGUGGGCUUUGGUUGCAGGAAUUACUCGAAGGUUAUUGCUAGUUCUGACACUCUGCUACCAUCUUGCCCAAGGAGUAACGUGUUGAAUCUCCCUCAGGAGGUGUUGGAUUCUUUAUUUAACAUCCCCAAGAGUUCCAAACAAAAACCUAGCACAAUGCAUUGGAGGAAUGUAGUCAAGAAGUUGCAGUCAUUGGGACCUGGGAUUGAUGUUUGUACAUCUAGUGUUGCAGAGCCUCAGCAGGAUAUCUAUGCUAAGGGAGAUGAAUAUCACGAAUUUAGAAUGACUGCUAAAGAGCAUUGGGAUUCCAUGAGAUCAUACCAUCAGAAGGCUGCUACAGCUUAUUCAAAGGGGGAAUGGGGGUAUUCUGCUUAUCAUUCUAAUCAGGGGAAGAUACAGACUAAAUUGGCCAGGGAAGCAGAUGAAAGGGCAAGCCAGGAUAUAUUUGAAGCUAGGAACAAAGGCUUUGAAAAUGUGAUAACAAUUGAUUUGCAUGGGCAACAUGUCAAACAAGCGAUGAGACUUUUGAAACUGCAUCUUCUAUUUGGAACCCAUGUUCCUUCGGUUCGGACUCUGAGGGUUAUCACUGGAUGUGGGACGCAUGGUAUGGGGAAGUCAAAACUGAAACAGUCGGUCAUUAAGCUUCUUGAGAAGGAAGGUAUUCAGUGGAGUGAAGAGAACUGCGGAACUGUGCUAGUUAAGGUUGACCAAUACAGAGAGUUCAGCUUUUUAGAUUCCGAUAGUGACACCGAGUAAAUUAAUUUUGUAAUAUCAACCACAUGUUUUUCUCUUCACCCCCUGUAUAAGAAAGACUAGGAUGUAAUGUAACAUGGUUAAUGUGGUAUUUUAACACCAGCUAUCAGGUGUUCAUAUGUAUAUUUAUACAAGUCCAUGUAUUCUCUAUAGGUAGGUGAAAGCUUCUCGAAGAUGAAGCUUCCAUGUUCCUGUAUGUUGAGUUUAGCGAAAUCAUACCUGUACAUUGCUUAAUAAACAUAGACUAUGUUCUUUUGACUUUAAUUAGAACCUCAAUAUUUUGGGGACAUGUCCUGUUCUUGCU
Durio zibethinus is the source of this 2067-nucleotide messenger RNA. Its product is annotated as SMR domain-containing protein At5g58720-like. The record is from RefSeq and is a predicted model, not a curated record. NCBI's taxonomy places the organism in Eukaryota, Viridiplantae, Streptophyta, Magnoliopsida, Malvales, Malvaceae.